AUGGACACGACGAGGGUGCGCAGAGCGUUCAAAUACCCCGACGACGAUGACAUUGACGAACACGAUGAGAUAGAUGAGGAAGAACAAGAACAUCUCCUCACUAAGCUCCGCGCCUCAGAGUCAUCCACCAAUGCUCAAUACACGCUGAUCUUCACGGCGUUGCCAUUGAUCGUCACUCUACCAUUCCUGUGGUAUCUAACACUCUCGACAUCAAGGACAAUGGCACUACUAUGUCUACUGAGCAUCACAUCACUUGCCUCAAGCUCUUAUAUCAUGUUCUUCGUGCCCACCAGUACUUCUCAGUCACCCUCCGUGGCGGAGCGAUCUGCUCCGAACCUUGGUUCUCGUGCCGAAGCGGCGCGACGAAAGUUCACGCUCUCAGAUCAAAGUCCGAUCAACCAGUACCUGCCUUACCUCAACGCGUCGAUUGAUGCAUUGCUCUUCUUGGCGUCGAUGGCGUAUCGAUCGAGGACGAAUGUGCCCGAGGGGUUGUGGCUGUUUCUGCUUUUGCCGGCUGUGAUGUUUGCGAUGGUCUUCAUGGCGAGGAGGAGUAUCAACGAGAUCUCGAGGGGGCUGGAUGAAUUGCAGGGCUUGAGGUAUGAGUACAAAGGCGCGUGA
Molecule: messenger RNA, 618 nt
Organism: Exophiala viscosa
Lineage: Eukaryota; Fungi; Ascomycota; Eurotiomycetes; Chaetothyriales; Herpotrichiellaceae
Exons: 2
Coding region: 1-618 (205 amino acids)
Source: RefSeq, a predicted model, not a curated record